Molecule: messenger RNA, 1618 nt
Organism: Pundamilia nyererei
Lineage: Eukaryota; Metazoa; Chordata; Actinopteri; Cichliformes; Cichlidae
Gene: fkbp4
Product: FKBP prolyl isomerase 4
Exons: 11
Coding region: 347-1618 (423 amino acids)
Molecular function (GO): protein binding; peptidyl-prolyl cis-trans isomerase activity
Source: RefSeq, a predicted model, not a curated record
GUCCCUCCCCCCCCGGUACCUCCUAGACUGUCUGGAAAGUUCUCUGCCCUUCUUUAAGCGUCUGUGAGAUGCCAGAUUGCAGGAUAACGUGGACUGAAGGCAACAUUGCGUAAACCUCGUAUUAUAAGCCGAUAGCAGCGUGACUGGUGAACUAUAGCAAAGGACCUCUGUUGCUAGUUGGUAGUUGUGCUGUAUUCUCGAGGAAGUUAAGCCAGCUAGUAAACGUUGAUCAGGUUGUUGCUUGCAGCACUUGAUCUGAGGAGUAGUAGGGGCUUUAGCCACCGUCACUAUUAGCCAGUGUUAGUUUGGAUUGUUGUGCAAGGCAGAGAAGGGACAGAUCAGCUUCAUGACGAUGACUGCAGAGGAACAAACAAGUGAAGUACAACAUACAAUCCCCCUGGAAGGAGAGGACAUCACACCAAAGAAAGAUGGGGGUGUUUUAAAGGUGAUCAAAAGGGAAGGUACAGGCACAGAACUGCCUAUGUCCGGCGACAAAGUGUUUGUACAUUAUGUGGGCACACUUCUGGACGGGACUCAUUUUGACUCCAGUAGAGACAGAGGAGAGAAGUUUUCCUUUGAGUUGGGCAAAGGACAAGUAAUAAAGGCUUGGGACAUCGGUGUAGCCACAAUGAAAAUUGGAGAGUUGUGCCAGCUCAUCUGUAAGCCAGAGUAUGCCUAUGGCUCUGCAGGCAGCCCACCCAAGAUACCACCCAGUGCCACUCUUGUUUUUGAGGUGGAACUGUUUGAAUUUAGAGGGGAAGACAUAACGGAAGAAGAGGAUGGAGGAAUCAUCCGACGCAUUAUCACUAAAGGAGAGGGAUAUUCUAAACCUAAUGAAGGAGCAGCUGUUGAAGUAACCGUGAUAGGGACCUGCGAUGACAGUGUAUUUGACGAGAGGGAAUUAAAGUUUGAAAUUGGAGAUGGCGAGAGUUUCGGUUUGCCAGCUGGAGUCGAGAAGGCUAUCAUGGCUAUGGAACAGGGAGAGGAGGCGGUCUUCACAAUUAAACCUAAAUAUGGUUUCGGGAAUGCAGGAAACGCAAAGUUUAACAUUCCUGGUGGAGCGACAUUGCAGUACAAGAUUAAACUAACAGCCUUUGAGAAGGCUAAGGAAUCAUGGGAAAUGAACACCUCAGAAAAGCUGGAGCAGAGCAGCAUUGUCAAAGAGAAGGGAACACAGUAUUUUAAGGAGGGAAAAUAUAAGCAUGCAUCAGUGCAGUACAAAAGGAUUGUGUCAUGGCUGGAACAUGAAUCUGGUUUGUCAGAAGAGGACGAUAAGAAGGCGAAAGCACUGCAGCUCGCUGCACACCUGAAUUUGGCCAUGUGCUUCCUUAAACUACAGGAGCCAAACAAAGCCCUGGAACACUGUGACAAGUCGAUGGAGUUGGAUGCAUCCAAUGAAAAGGCGUUUUUCCGAAGGGGAGAGGCACUGUUUGGAAUGAACGAGUUUGAGAAGGCGAGAGAUGAUUUCCAAAAAGUGGUUCAGCUGUAUCCUGCCAACAAAGCUGCCAAGAACCAGGUGCUACUUUGUCAGAAACGUAUAAAGGAGCAGCACGAGAAGGACAAACGCAUCUAUGCCAACAUGUUCCAGAAAUUUGCAGAGAGGGAUUCAAAGAUUUGA